Molecule: messenger RNA, 378 nt
Organism: Parnassius apollo (apollo)
Lineage: Eukaryota; Metazoa; Arthropoda; Insecta; Lepidoptera; Papilionidae
Source: the annotation of a GenBank genome assembly
AUGCCGCUUGAAUUUAACGGAACUGAGCAUCUUGAUAAAAGCAAGGACGUGAGUUUAACUGCUUCCAAAGUAAACGAUAAUGUGAGAUUAUUUGGAACUGCAUCAAUAAAUGGCUAUAAAGAAAAUUAUAAUUUUCCCGAACCGACUGGACCAACUUACAAUUCUAUUACUGGUAGCGCGGGAGUUAUUACCGAAGCCGGACACAGCGCGAGUGUGGAAGCGAGACACAUACCAAAUUUCGGGAACCAAGUCACCGCAGCGACCAAUAUAAGUGUUCUAAAAGCUGAUACCCACAAAGUUGACGUUAACGCUUUUACUACGAAACACUUUCCUAGCGGACCUAUUCCGAAUUUUUUCUACACAUGGAGCUGGCGUUAA